Messenger RNA from Anas platyrhynchos (mallard), 1700 nucleotides. RefSeq names its product hydroxysteroid 17-beta dehydrogenase 3 (gene HSD17B3). Gene Ontology annotation, biological process: steroid biosynthetic process. Gene Ontology annotation, molecular function: testosterone dehydrogenase (NADP+) activity. Gene Ontology annotation, cellular component: endoplasmic reticulum. The record is from RefSeq and is a predicted model, not a curated record. Lineage: Eukaryota; Metazoa; Chordata; Aves; Anseriformes; Anatidae.
AAGAGGCAUUUCCCAGGAGAGCGUUACCCUUGCAUGCAUGCUAGCUUGCUGCCUUCUCUCACCAUGGAAGACUAUCAGCAUCAGCUGCUGACAGUUAUUGGGGGACUGAUCUGUUUCUGUGCUCUGGUAAAAUGCAUCAGAUUUAUGAAAUACGUUUUCCCACAUACCUGGAGUGCUUUGCCUCAGGCUUUCUUUCCGUCGCUGGGAGAAUGGGCAGUGGUCACAGGAGCAGGAGAUGGGCUUGGAAAAGCGUAUUCAUUUGAGCUGGCAAAACGUGGAUUAAAUGUGGUUAUGAUAAGCAGAACUCUUGAAAAACUGCAGAGAGUAGCUGCUGAUAUCGAGCAGGCCACAGGUCAAAAGGUGAAGGUUAUACAAGCUGAUUUCACUAAAAAUUCAGUAUACGAGAACAUUGAAAAAGGUCUGCAAGGCUUGGAAAUUGGUGUUUUGGUUAACAAUGUUGGAAUGCUUCAUAAUCCUCUCCCGUGCCGUUUCCUUAAUGCACCAGACAUAGACGAGAACCUUGUCAACUGCAACAUUAUUUCUGCUACAAAGAUGACACAAAUAAUUUUGAAACAAAUGGAACCAAGACAGAAGGGUCUUAUUCUAAAUCUGUCCUCUGGUCUGGGUACUUUUCCCUGUCCAUUAUACACAAUGUACUCAGCUUCUAAGGCUUUUAUAUGCACUUUCUCCAAAGCACUACAAGCAGAGUACAGGGCAAAGGGAAUUAUCAUACAGGUAGUGGCUCCUUAUGGUGUUUCUACUCCAAUGACCAUGCACCAAAAACCUGGUCUUAUUACAAAGACGGCAGAAGAGUUUGUUAGUGAAUCUCUGGAUUAUGUUACUUUUGGAGAUGAGAUUUUUGGAUGUUUGGCCCAUGAAAUACUGGCCUGUGUCCUGCGGCUGAUUCCGUUAUGGGUAUUCCACAGUGACCGCCUUCAAGAAGCAGUCCUGCAUCUGUUCACCAGUUAUCUGAAGAAAAGGUGGAGGAAGCCCUGAUAUCAUUUUCUUUCUUCCUUUUUUUUUUUUUUUUUAUUUUAAGAUGUGCAAUGGAAAACCCCAACAGGAUACAUUUUACUGUGGCUCUGUGUGUGAAUGUGGAAGGAAUCAAAUCAGUUGGAGGCAUAACUCCACCCAAAUCACCAAUCCAGUGAUCACUGACUGGAUCCAAUGUAUCUAUUAAGCAAAAUAAUUACUGUCCCUUUCCAGCAAUUUCUGGCCUUUAGAUAGGUUCUAAGAAAUGCUGCUGCUAUUUUGAUAUAAGCUUGGUGGCAACAGAUAUUUAUGCUUAUUUGUUGUUCACAAAUAAAACAAUAAUUUGCUUUAUUCCCAAAUUUAUUCAGAAUGUGUUUUGAUGUUUUCAGGGAAUGUUUUGUGCCUUUGGUUUCUUCUGAAAAGACAAGGAAAUUUUUAGGAGGGAGGGAAAAAAAAAAAAAAAGAAAAGAAAAAAGAAGAAACUUUCUAGAUAUAAAGUAGACACCGGAACUUUGGAAAUCUGCAGUCAUAUAAAAUGUGCUUCUGAACAGAGGCUAUGAAUGACUUAGUCCUCUGCAACAUCUGAUAUGGGCUGCAAAUGCAGAAGCAUAGGCAAAAAGAUAGGCAGUAAUUCUACAUUCCUGGAUGGAUUCAGAAGGCAAAUCUUUUGGUUUCAAAUACCUACUCAUUCAGAUGUACUUCUGUUUGUAAUAAAUCAGGAGUUUUUA